Centruroides sculpturatus (bark scorpion) is the source of this 843-nucleotide messenger RNA. RefSeq names its product rap1 GTPase-GDP dissociation stimulator 1-like. The record is from RefSeq and is a predicted model, not a curated record. The transcript is spliced from 4 exons. Lineage: Eukaryota; Metazoa; Arthropoda; Arachnida; Scorpiones; Buthidae. Bases 202 to 489 code for a protein of 95 amino acids. Gene Ontology annotation, cellular component: cytosol. Gene Ontology annotation, biological process: positive regulation of GTPase activity. Gene Ontology annotation, molecular function: guanyl-nucleotide exchange factor activity; protein binding.
CUUAGAUCAGUCGGCUCGACUGUUUUGAUAGAAGCAUUGAGGAUGUUUCUUUUCGGAAAUGAAGUAAACAACGUAAAGAAAAUAAAUGACAAAAGCUUCGAUUUAUUGUAAUUUCGAUCAAAAAAAUAUUUUCCAGCGAUAUAAAAUACAAAUCACUUAAAAUAAUAAAAGAGAUCUUCCGUAAAAAUUCAUUAAUUCGACAUGGAGGAACUAACAAAAAUACUCAAUGAAUUAAAGUUGAAAUCAUCUAGUGAAACCAGAACAAAAGAUGAAGAAAUUGUAUCUAACCUAGAUUCAAUUUUACAGGCUCUUCUUAAAGAAGGUUCUAAUAGACAAGCACUUGUUGAACAUUUAAUACAGUCUGGUAUUGUAAGCACUGUUAUUUGUCUCUUAAAAUCUGAAAAAUUAUCUCCUCCUCUUACUGCCAAAAUUGGUGAACUCAUAGCUGAAUUGGCAAAAAUAUUGCUAGAAAACCAUGUACAGACGUAAGUAUGGUUGGACCUCUUGUGGAUCUCUUAUCUAGUGAAGAUAAUCAGACAGUUCUGCAAGUGUGUCGUGCCUUGGCUAAUAUCUGUUAUGAUAAUGGUAAGACAUGCAUCAGUUUUUUUAAUAUGAUUAUUAUAAACAAGCUUAUUUAGAAAGUUAAUAAAGUAAUUAACAUUUAUUUUAUAAUAAUUUUUAAGAUCAAGCAACAUCUAAUUUUAGUCUAAUCAGUCAGUUCUGAAUGUUAUAAUAUUUAAAGAAAAAAAUAAAUUUUAAAAUUUUAUUACAAAUACUAGCUGCAAGGACCCGCUUUGCUGGGUUUUUAUUUGUGGGCAAAAAGUAACGAUAGUGAAGAUUAAG